This is a messenger RNA of Megalobrama amblycephala (Wuchang bream), 2335 nucleotides long. Its product is annotated as polymeric immunoglobulin receptor-like. The record is from RefSeq and is a predicted model, not a curated record. Bases 395 to 2335 code for a protein of 646 amino acids. NCBI's taxonomy places the organism in Eukaryota, Metazoa, Chordata, Actinopteri, Cypriniformes, Xenocyprididae. The transcript is spliced from 9 exons.
UGAGUCUAUCUGCUCUCUUACUGGAAAUGUUGGCAUGUUUUAAGAUGACUGACAUCUAAUAAAACUCUUCAUUCAUGUCAGUUUUUCUGUGAUUUUUAUGAUGAAUGCAGGAUGAAGCUUUUGCAUUCUUCAGUCACUCAUUAUGCGUAUGCUGUUAUAUUAAUAUACAGAUGUGUCAUCUGACAUGUUUCUCUGCAUGUCUUUCACACACAUCUCAACGCUUUCCGCCCUGUUAGCUGUGCAGUUGGGUGGAACUGUUAAAGAGAAUAAGGAAGAAGAGACGUGAGAAAGACCGAUGUAGGGUGUGUGUACUUCUGAUGAUAGAGACUUAAAUCGCAUUCAAGGAACAUUUGAUCAGUUCUCUGGAUAUCUGUGUGACUGAAGUCAGUCUGGAAUGAGGGCUGCCAUCAUCAUCUUCAUCUUCAUCACUCUCUGCCUGAUCUCAGGUCAGGUACUUUGUUUCAUGUUGAUUGGAUGCGCUGGAGGGAGUUUGAUGUUCAAGUGCAUGAUCUCAAACCAGAGAGAGACUAAUGAACAGCAUAAAGGAAAAGUGGGCAUCAGUACUGAGAUUCAGCAUCGUUGGGAUUAUAACGGGAGAUUCACUCUGUAUGAUGAUGAAAACAGCAGAUUCUUCACAGUGUUUAUCAGGAACCUCAGCAGAGAGGAUCAUGGGAAAUAUACAUGUGGAAACAAUCAGAAAUGGAGUCAUGAUUUUGACUUAAAGGUGAACAACGAGUCUGGCUGUGGGACGUCUGUUAUCCUGGACAAGUAUGUUGGACAAACGAUCACUUUCCACUGUGAAUAUGAUAAGUUUAAAUCACACACCAAAGUCUUCUACAGACUGAAAGAGGGUCCUGUCCAUGUGCUGAACAGCUCACAAUCAUCACAAUCAUCUGAGGAGAAGAUCAUUCUGUCUGACAGUCGUAAAGAUCAUUUUAAUGUGACCAUUAGAAACAUUUCUGCAGACGACGGAGGAGUUUAUUUAUGUGGAGUGGAGAGAGACGGAUCAGAUGAUCAACCUUCAGAAACAUCAAUUACUCACAUAACCUUCAUUAAAGAGAUUCAGCUGAAUGUUUAUGGUGGAAUCGCUUCUGUCCAGGUUCAGGCCUACUCCAGUAAAUCAGUCUUCAUCACGUGUAAAUUUCCACAAGAGUUCAGAAGAAACAAGAAAUUCAUCCAGAAAGAUUCAUCACAGAAGAUUAUUGUUGAUGAACAGAAUCAAUGGGUCCAACAUGUUGAUCAUUUUCGUGCAUCAAGUAAAGCAUCUGCUGUUAUUGGUGAAAGUGUGAAACUCACCUGCGAUUUCCCUGAGAAACACGGCGAGACCUUCAAACACAUCUGCAGAGAGAACGAGCAGAAGAUAUGUGAGAGCAUCAGUUCAUCAGAGCAGAAACGCUUUGAGUUUUCUGUCAGUUCAGCAGGAGUUUUUACAGCGAUCAUCAGUAAUGUGAGCGAGAGAGAUGCUGGAGUUUACUGGUGUGGAGCAGAAACCAGAGACACACAUCUGACUUCUGUCUCUCUCACCAAUCAACAUCACCUCACUGUGACCAUGCCUCCAGUGGUCGGACGUGAAGGAGAUUCAUCAGAGAUCAAAUGCCCUUAUAAUGCAAAACAUUCAAGUGAAGUAAAGCAUCUUUGCAAAGGAAAGUGUUUCACUGAAGAUGCUCAAAAUAUCAUUCGAUCAGAUGAAGCUAAUAAACCAAAGAUUUCAGCAAAGGAUGAUCCUGAACUCAAUCUCUUCACUGUGACCUUGAGUGAGCUGAGAGCAGAGGAUGCUGGGAUAUACUGGUGUGCAGUGAGAGAUGAGUUUAAUCUUCACACUGAUCUCAUGAUCGUCAUGAAAGAUGCGGUCACUCGUGAAGCGUCUGUCGGAGGAUCAGUGUCCAUCAGCUGUAAGUUCAUCAGGAAUCACAUGAGGAUUUUCUGCAGAGGAGAUCAGCCGAACAUCUGUGUGCGAGACGGAGUUCGUGUUUCAUCGAAUACGAGAACAAAUGGCCGAUUCUCUGUGACUGAUGAAACCUCAGCUGGAGUCUUUACUGUGAACAUCACCGAUCUGACAGAAGAGGAUUCUGGGAAAUACUGGUGCGCAGAGGAGAGUUCUGGGUCGUUCGUUUUCACUGAAGUUCAUCUACAUGUGAUCGGAGGCUCUUCUAUGAUAGUUGCUAUUUCUGUGGGUUUGAUCCUGCUGGCUAUGUGUUUAGUGCUCGUGUUGCUCAAAAUAAAAUACAACCGUAAACACGGAAUCAUUUCAUCAUCAGACAGAAGAGAGACAGGAGAUCAUGAUAUGGUGAGUUUCAAAACUGACCUGUUCUUGAAUAUGAGAAAGUGCCAGUAG